AUGGCGUUCUCGUUCCUGCAUCCCCAUGGCCCGCCCAUCGAUGCGCAAACUCAGUUGUAUUGCUUCGGCACCCGCACGACGCCAGCCACGCAUGUCAUUGUACAUCAAGAGGUGCAGGGAGAUGACUACGAAAUGACCAAGUAUACAGGCCCACGAUACUGUCCGUCGCUCGAGGUCAAAGUUCUUCGCUUUGCGCACAAAGAAUCGCAUCCUGUCUGGCUUGAGCCCGAAGGCUUGACGACAACGCCUCAACGCGAUGGCCAUGUUUUGUAUCCGAAUGGCUUGUCUUGCUCGCUGUCACCCGAUGCACAGACACGCAUGGUGCGCACGAUCCCUGGCCUCGAGCACGCAGUGCUUUUGCGUCCUGGCUAUGCCGUCGAGUACGACCACGUUGAUCCUCGAGAGCUCCUACCGACGCUCGAGACACGCCGAAUCCGCGGUCUUGCCAUGGCCGGCCAGAUCAACGGCACAACCGGGUAUGAGGAAGCGGGUGUCCAGGGCGUUCUUGCCGGCCUGAAUGCGGGUCUUCGCGCACAAAAGCGCCGUGAACUCACAGUCUCGCGAAGCGAUGGCUUUGUGGGCGUCAUGCUCGAUGAUCUUCGUCUUCAGGGCGUCAUGGAACCGUACCGCAUGUUUACGUCACGCUCCGAGUAUCGCUUGUCCCUGCGCGCUGACAAUGCAGACCUGCGACUGACGCCUCUUGUUCACGCAGUGAGCCCAGAGUCGAUCACGGACACUCGACUUGCUGCCCUGGAGCGUGUGCGUGCUGAUCUAGACUUUGGGAUGCAGUGUCUCGCGCGAACCAAAAUGACCUCGCGCGCUUGGGCCUCGCAUGGAUUCCAGGCCGCUGACGAUGUGCGCACGCUUAGCGCUCUCGAUAUGAUGCACCGUCCACAUGCGCGUAUCCAGGACUUGAUUCCCUUUGUGCCAGAGCUUCGUGGGCUGCAUCCACACACGCUAGAGCGACUUGCAACGCAGGCCUCCUACAUGCCUCUACUUGAACGCCAAGCCUCCGAUAUUGAAGCAUUCCAACGCGAUGAAGCACUUGCUCUCCCCGUUGACAUGGCGUUUGCGGAAUUGCAGGGCGUCAGCGACGAGAUGAAAGAACGCUUCUCUUGUGUAAAGCCACGUACUCUUGGCGAAGCGAAGCGCAUCGCCGGAUGCACUCCUGCUGCCUAUGCCGUGCUAUGGCGUCACGCCGUCAUGGCCUCGAAAACUCCCACUGCCCCCCGUUAG
Malassezia globosa CBS 7966 is the source of this 1236-nucleotide messenger RNA. RefSeq lists its product as uncharacterized. Gene Ontology annotation, cellular component: cytosol; mitochondrion. The coding region runs from base 1 to 1236 and encodes 411 amino acids. The transcript has a single exon. Gene Ontology annotation, molecular function: flavin adenine dinucleotide binding. The record is from RefSeq and is a predicted model, not a curated record. Gene Ontology annotation, biological process: mitochondrial tRNA wobble uridine modification; tRNA methylation. Lineage: Eukaryota; Fungi; Basidiomycota; Malasseziomycetes; Malasseziales; Malasseziaceae.